Messenger RNA from Mercurialis annua (annual mercury), 3602 nucleotides. RefSeq lists its product as uncharacterized. The coding region runs from base 425 to 3088 and encodes 887 amino acids. NCBI's taxonomy places the organism in Eukaryota, Viridiplantae, Streptophyta, Magnoliopsida, Malpighiales, Euphorbiaceae. The record is from RefSeq and is a predicted model, not a curated record. Gene Ontology annotation, molecular function: zinc ion binding. The transcript is spliced from 5 exons.
AAUACAUAGCCAUGUCCCUGCACUUCUUAUUUUUUGCACCGGAGGUCCCUGCACUUCAUUACCCCUAUUAUAAACCCCUACACUACUUAACUCAUAAGCCCGUGGUCCCUCCGUUAACAGAAGUUAGCGAGUGUUUUGCACGCUUUAAUCUCUGCGAACACUGAACAUCUGCAUUUGUCCACCUCAUUAAUUUUUAGCCAACUCAUAUUGCCACAUCAGCCAUACCAUUUAUCUUUGGGUAAAACGGUAAAGUUGAAAAUUUUUCACCUUUCUGAAACCUUUGUUGUUCGACCAUUUCCCCCAAAAAAACCUAACCCUAAAUUGACAGCACCCAAUUCAAUUCAAAGCAAUUAGUCGCCUCCAUCAAAAUCGAAGGUACCCACAUCCACUAAUUGACGAGGAACAACAAUUUGGCGACCUGAAGAUGAAGAAAAAAUCGGCUAGGAAAAAAGUGAAACCAAUUCCUGCGAUUGAAAAACAAAAAGGAGACCAAUUUUUUCUUUCUUGUGGUGACAGGUUGGAGGCCAAGAUUGUGCAACUUAUUUUAUGUUAUGGGGGUAGAAUAGAAUUGAACGAGGGUAAAUUGUCUUAUGUGGGAGGAGAGGAGGAGAUAGGUGAUCCCUUAUUUAGCUUAGAUAAACUAUCAUACUUCAAUAUGCUGUCUUAUUUGCAUUACUUUGAGAUAGAAAAAGGGGAUAUGUAUCUGAGGUCCAAUUCCAUAGAGUUGAUUAGGUUUGAAGAUGAUAGAUGUGUUUUGGGGUUUUGGGAAGAACUUAUACAUAACAAAGAAAAAAAAAUUUAUGUUUGUGUGGAUUAUUCUAAGUUCCUAGAGCAGGACAAACAGCCCAUUUUAGAGGGGGAGGGGGAGGGGGAACCUAGUGGUAAUGUUCUACAUUCACAAGUCAUAAAUGUUGAGGAUGACUUGACCUUUGAUGAUUUAUGUAUUAGCAUUGAAGGCCACAGUGAUGAUGAUGAUCUAGAAUUGCAGGAGGCUAGGCAAAAUGUAAUCAACUCUAGACAGGAUUUGCAAGGUUUAUCAGAACCUAGUAUGGAGGAGGGGGGUGAUGAGCCUAGUGAUGAAGAUAUUGAGGAACCUAUGGUGGAUGAGGGUGCUAAUAGGGGGGUAGAGGAGCAGAGGGUAGAAGGUGUUAUUGAUAGUGAAAGGGGGGCAGAGGAGCAGAGGGCAGAGGCUGUUAUUGAUAGUGAAAGGGGGGCAGAGGAGCAGAGGGCAGAGCCUGUUAUUGAUAGUGAAAGGGGGGCAGAAGAUGUCAAUGAGAGUGAACCAAGGGUAGAUAGGGAUUGUGACUCAACAGACCCUACAUAUAAGGAUGAUAGUGUAUAUUAUAGUAGCUCUGAUGUUGGCAGCCACUUUAGUGAGAAUGAAGAUGAUUUUGGGGCUGAAUCACAUAGGGAUGAGAGUAUAAGAGUACAGUUUGAUGCAACCACUGAGAUUCCACAAUUUGCAGUGGGAAUGUUUUUUAGUAACUUAGGGGAGGUUAGAUAUGCAAUAGCUAGAUAUGCAGUCAUGAAAGGGAUGUGCAUUAGGUAUGUCAAAAAUGACCUUCAAAGAGUUAGGGCUAAAUGCAUGGUGGGCUGUCCUUGGGUGAUGCAAGUGAGCCCUCACAAUGCAGACCAAAACUGGACCAUUAAGACCUAUGAACCUGAACAUAGAUGUACUAGAAGCAACAAGGUGAAAUUUUGUGACAGUAACUUCUUAUCCAAGAGAUACAAAACAAUGAUCACUAACUUACAUUACAUAAAACUAAAGGACUUCAAAUCCAUUGUUAGGAGUGAGCUGAAACAGAGUGUGAGUUUGAAUGUGUGCAGACAUGCAAAGACCAAAAUUAUAACUGAGUUGAUGGGCUUUUAUAGGGGGGAGUAUGCAAGUCUGAAUGACUAUGCUGAGGUCAUUUGUCAUACCAACCCAGGCACAACAUGUUUUGUAAAAUCCACAUCUGAAAAUCCUGAGGGGAAACAGGAAUUUCAUAGGUUUUAUGUGUGUUUUUCUGCUUGCAAAAGGGGUUGGCUUGAGGGUUGCAGAAAGGUCAUAGGCAUAGAUGGGUGUUUUUUAAAAGGAAUAUGUAAGGGGCAGUUACUGAUUGCUGUGGGUAGGGAUGGAAACAAUCAAAUGUUUCCAAUAGCUUGGGGGGUGGUUCUUGUUGAGAAUAAAGACAACUGGAGCUGGUUUCUGAGGAUGAUCCAGUAUGACCUACAACUUGAAUAUGGAGAAGGCUAUGCAGUCAUAUCAGAUAUGCAGAAGGGCCUUGAGAGUGCUGUAAAAGACAUACUUCCCCAGGCAGAACACAGAAGAUGUGCCAGGCAUGUCUAUGCCAACUGGGCCAAGAAAUGGAGGGGUGAUGAGAGAAAGAAGGCUUUUUGGAGCUGUGCAAAGGCCACUACAUUUGCAGAUUUGAAUGUAAGGUUAACACACCUAGGAACCUUGGGGAACAACAUAGUCAAUGAUGCCUUAAGCUAUGAAAUAGAGACCUGGAGCAAGGUGUACUUCGACACAUCAAUUAAAUGUGAUGUGGUUGAUAAUAAUCUGGCAGAGACUUUCAACGGUUGGAUUUUGGAGCCUAGGUGUAAGUCUGUGAUCACAAUGCUUGAGGAUAUUAGGGUGAAGGUGAUGAAUAGAUUGUGGAAUAAGAGAGAUUCCACAAGGGGAUGGAUUACAGAUGUGUCCCCUAGAGCCCUAGAAGUUGUUGAGAAAAACAAGCAAUUAUCAUAUGACUGGGAGGUGGAGUUUAAUGGGGAUUAUGGUUAUGAGAUUGCUUGGCGUCAAGACAGAAGGAACAAGCACACAGUGGACAUUAAUAGGAGGGUCUGCACUUGCAGAGAAUGGGACUUGACUGGGAUCCCUUGCAGGCAUGGUGUGUGUGCCAUAUAUGCUAAGGGUCACAAGCCAGAGGAAUAUGUCCAUCACUUGUACAACAAGGAGACUUACUUGAAGGCUUAUGGUCAUACAAUCCAGCCAGUUCCUGGAAAGGACCAUUGGGUUAGGAGUGAGAAGGGACCAAUAGAGCCUCCACCAUUCAAGAAAUUGCCUGGUAGACCUAAAAAAACAGGAGGAAAGAGCCAUUUGAAGUGAAGAAGAAAGCAAAGCUCUCACUCCAUGGGAGGGUCAUGAGCUGUGGAAUCUGCAAGGGCAUUGGGCAUAAUUAUAGAAGUUGCCCUAAUAAAACUGCCAACAGCCAGUACAAACCAAGGAAGAACAAGAAGCAGCAGACUGAACCAACUCCUGCAGCAGCUCCUACCAGUACUACAAGAAAGAGAAAAAGGAAACAAACUGAGGGAGAUGCCUCCACCACUGCUGCUGCACGUGCAAGGCUAAGGCCUAGGAUAAGGCAAACUCAAUGAAUUGGGCAGCAUAUUUUAUGUCAAGUGGGGACAGUUUGAUAUUGGGCAGUGUCUCAAUUUUUGGAUUUUGUAGUUUUUGUAUAGGGCAGUGUUUUAUAUGCUGAUAACUUUGAAAUGUGUUGAUAACAUUUGCAUAGGGCCCUUGGGAAAGUAUUGAUUAUCCUUUCAAAAUUAACUUUUUGUAUAGAAAGGUACUAAACAAUGUAACUACAUUACCCUUUCAGUAAAUGGCAACUUUUGUGAUA